Messenger RNA from Rubroshorea leprosula, 859 nucleotides. NCBI's taxonomy places the organism in Eukaryota, Viridiplantae, Streptophyta, Magnoliopsida, Malvales, Dipterocarpaceae. The record is from the annotation of a GenBank genome assembly.
AUACCAUUUUUUUUUUCUUUUUCCUCCACUUUGUAGAAUGUGUAUAUUUUCCUUAUAAUAGCAUUUUGUUUCUAAAACCAUUCUCAGUGAUGCAAGGGUCAUGUGGGAUCAUCAAACUGGACACUCAAAAGGAUAUGGCUUUGUUUCGUUCCGAAAUCAGCAGGAUGCACAGAAAGCUAUCAAUGACUUAACUGGUAAAUGGCUUGGCAAUAGGCAAAUCAGAUGCAACUGGGCAACUAAAAGUGACAAUGAAAAUGCUGUGGAGAAUUCUGAGGAAGAUGCCCCUGAAAAUAAUCCUGCAUACACCACUGUCUAUGUGGGCAACCUUUCCCAUGAGGUAACUCAAGCAGCGCUUCAUUGCCAGUUUCAUGCACUCGGUGCUGGGGUUAUUGAGGAAGUGACUAUUCAGAGGGAGAAAGAUUUUGGAUUUGUCAGAUACAACACUCAUGAAGAAGCAGCAGCAACCAUUCAGAUGGCCAAUGGCAGGAUACUUAAUGGGAAACCCAUGAAGUGCUCGUGGGGCAGCAAGCCAACUCCUCCUGGGACAGCUUCAAAUCCUCUACCUCCUCGUAUUCAACCAUUUCAGAUCCUACCAUCUGCUGCUAUGAACCAAGGCUAUUCAGCAGCUGAACUGUUAGCUUACCAGCGCCAACUUGCCUAAGCCAAGCUGUGGCAUCUGGCCUUUCAGGCCAAGCUCUUAUGCAGAUGACCGGACAUAGCCUGGCUGCUACCUCAAUGGGUUUGAGCUCAGGUGAUGUAUGAUGCAUAUCCUAACUCUUCCUCGGGUCAACAGCUCAUGUAUUACCGUUAGCACCAGAGCAGGGCUGCUGCAGGAAGCCCCACCCUUUUUUUAUGUGUU